CCACUACAAUAUGAAGACUUUCCUGAUUUUGGCAAUCUUUGCUCUGGCCGCUUCGGCUUUUGCUCUGGAGGAAUCCGAGCGCGUCAACGGCGAGAACGGCUGGUACGUUCCCCAGGCGGACGGCUCCUUCGAGUGGGUGGACAUGGAUGUGGCCGAGGAGUGGAUGGAUGAGCAGGAGAAGCUUGAGGGCCGUGGCCUGACCACCGUCCCCGUGAACUUCUACCUGUUCACCGCGUCCAACCCCUCCAGCAGCAAGCACAUCUACGCCACCCAAAAGUCCAUCAGUGCCUCCAACUUCAACGCGAACAACCCGACGCGCAUUGUGAUCCACGGCUGGACCCAGAGCUACUUGAACAGCAUGAACUCGGACAUCCGCAAGGCCUUCCUCUCCCGGGGAGACUACAACGUGAUCAUCGUGGACUGGGCCCGUGCCCGCUCCGUGGACUACGCCACCUCCGUUAUGGCCGUAGCCGCCACCGGAAAGAAGGUCGCCGCCAUGAUCAACUUCCUGCAGUCCGACUUCGGUUUGAACCUGAAUGAUCUGUACGUGAUCGGUCACAGCCUGGGCGCCCAUGUGGCCGGAUACGCCGGCAAGAACACCAAUGGCCAGGUGCACACCAUCGUGGGUCUGGACCCCGCCCUGCCCCUCUUCAACUACAACAAGCCCAACAAGCGUCUUAACGCCGACGAUGCCUGGUACGUGGAGUCCAUUCAGACCAACGGCGGCACCCUGGGAUUCCUGAAGCCCAUCGGCAAGGGAGCCUUCUACCCCAACGGCGGACAGACCCAGCCCGGAUGCCCCUUGGACGUUACCGGAGCUUGCUCCCACGGACGCUCCACCACCUACUACGCUGAGGCCGUCUCCGAGGACAACUUCGGCAGCAUCAAGUGCGGAGACUACGAGGCCGCCGUUUCCAAGGAGUGCGGCAGCACCUACAGCGGCGUUCGCAUGGGAGCCGACACCAAUGCCUACAUGGUCGCCGGUGACUUCUAUGUGCCCGUGAACAGCAAGGCCCCUUUCGGCAUGAUUAACUGAUCGUUUAACAAUAAAUACUAAUA
Molecule: messenger RNA, 1059 nt
Organism: Drosophila gunungcola (fruit fly)
Lineage: Eukaryota; Metazoa; Arthropoda; Insecta; Diptera; Drosophilidae
Product: pancreatic triacylglycerol lipase
Exons: 2
Coding region: 11-1036 (341 amino acids)
Biological process (GO): lipid metabolic process
Molecular function (GO): lipase activity
Source: RefSeq, a predicted model, not a curated record